GUGAUGGGUAAAUCCCUUAAAAUAGGGUGGUCUAAAGCCCCGCCCAUCUUUUCACUUUCGUAUUAAAAAGUUACUCUAGCACUCCACAGUCGAGUCCAGCUCUAGCUCCAGCUCUAUUUGGAAAUGGCUCUAGCUGGGAAGACUCUCUUCAUCACUGGAGCGAGUAGGGGCAUUGGCAAGGCCAUCGCAUUGAGGGCUGCCCGGGACGGAGCCAAUAUUGCCAUAGCAGCUAAGACUGCCGAGCCCCACCCCAAGCUACCCGGCACCGUCUACACAGCUGCCAAAGAGUUGGAGGAGGCGGGUGGUAAUUGUCUACCAUGUGUCGUGGACAUUCGUAACGAUGCGGACUUGGAGAGGGCAGUACAAGAAACAGUGGACAGGUUUGGAGGUAUUGAUAUCCUUGUGAACAACGCGAGUGCCAUCAGUCUCACGGGUACCACUGAGACAGCCAUGAAGAGAUAUGACUUGAUGAUGAAUGUUAACACUCGUGGAACAUUCCUAGCGUCAAAGUUGUGCAUCCCUCACAUGAAGAAGAGCUCCAACCCGCACAUCCUCAACAUUAGCCCACCUCUCAACCUGAAGCCAGGCUGGUUCUCCAAUCACUGUGCAUACACGAUAGCCAAAUACGGGAUGUCAAUGUGUGUCUUGGGCAUGGCUGAGGAACUGAAGCCGGUGGGCAUUGCAGUCAACGGUCUCUGGCCCAGAACUGCCAUAGCAACUGCAGCUGUGGAGAUGCUGGGAGGAGACGAGCUUGUCAAUAUGUCACGGAAGCCUGAGAUAAUGGCGGAUGCAGCCUACCUCAUUCUGACCAAGAACAGCAAAGAGUACACAGGUCAAUUCCUUAUUGAUGAUGAUGUUUUGACAGAGAGUGGUGUCACUGAUUUGGACCAGUACGCUCACGCUCCUGGCAAUCAGCUCAUGCCUGACUACUUCCUUGACGAUGCUGAGAAAUUCAGGGACGAGUGGGUUAAGGAGAACAAACCCUCUGCUGACUCUGGCAGCUCAAUGGGACCGCUAUUUGCUAAAAUUCAACCUCUAAUUACCGCAGAAGUAAUCGCCAACAUUUCUGCCACUUACAAGUUUGCUAUCACUGAGGAAACUCCAGAAUAUUGGUUCCUGGAUUUGAAGAACGAUGGUUCUGCCGGCCCAUGUGAAGCUGACAAAGAGGCUGAUGUAACUCUUGCCUCCAAUGCUCAGGUUAUGAUGGGAAUGUUCACUGGCAAAGUGAGUGCCACCUCGGCCUUCAUGAAGGGAGAAUUGAAGAUAAAGGGUGACAUUGUGAAAGCAAUGUCGCUAGAGAAAGUAUUGAACCAAGUUAGAUCUAAACUAUAGAAGUGCAUGCUCUUUGAACUCUAGGUUUGGCACAUAGUAUUAUGUAAAAUUGUGGCUCAUAUUGCUCAUUUGCAUUGUAUAGAUCUUGUUAUAAGUUAUAGCAAAAUACAUUAUAAAAA
This is a messenger RNA of Halichondria panicea, 1451 nucleotides long. RefSeq names its product hydroxysteroid dehydrogenase-like protein 2. The coding region runs from base 124 to 1332 and encodes 402 amino acids. Gene Ontology annotation, cellular component: mitochondrion. The record is from RefSeq and is a predicted model, not a curated record. The transcript has 9 exons. Lineage: Eukaryota; Metazoa; Porifera; Demospongiae; Suberitida; Halichondriidae.